ACACUCCCUCAUUCUCUCACUGCAAUGUCCACAAAUGGCAGCUAUUAGACUCCGCUAGCUAUAAUCUCAGUCACCUGAAUGCUCAGUAAAUCUACUCGUUGGGGUUUAGCUAACAUCACGGAAAGGAUGCGUUUCUUGGCGCUGUAACUCCGAACAAGGGGAGAAAAGGAAAAGAAGAUCUAAACCAAGAUUGUUUAAAAAAAAAAAAAACAUAAUUCUUGGCCUCACUGGAACUCUCCGAUGAUGCCUGAGGUUCGGGACCUUUCAGAUGCACUGCCGGAGUUGCCCAUGGACCCCAUCACUGGCGUGGGGGUGGUGGCCUCGCGAAACAGAGCGCCUACUGGCUACGAUGUGGUUUCCCAAACAACAGAUGGCCUUGACGCUGACUUGUGGAAAGACGGCCUGUUCAAAUCCAAGGUGACGCGCUACCUCUGUUUCACCAGGGUGUUCUCUAAAGAAAACAGUCAUUUAGGAAAUGUGCUGGUGGACAUGAAGCUCAUCGACAUCAAGGACACUCUGCCCGUAGGUUUUAUUCCCAUCCAGGAGACUGUGGACACACAGGAGCAGGCCUUCCGGAAGAGGAGGCUGUGUAUCAAGUUCAUCCCACGGGACUCCACAGAGGCAGCCAUCUGUGACAUCAGAAUCCUGGGCAGGUCCAAGCAGGCCCCACCGCAGUACACCUUCAUAGGAGAGCUCAACAACAUGGGGAUCUGGUAUCGCAUGGGGAAGGUCCCGCGUGCCCAGGAAUCUUCGCCAACCCCAGCCACCAAUAACAUCCAGAACAUCAACUCGACGGCUAACACCACCCCAACCCCAGCAGCCCCCCUGCCCAAACAUAUAUCCAUGACACUCCCCGCCAGCUUCAAAAGGCAAACCACUACCAGACCAGACUAUGAACACCAGAACUCCAGCCUGUACGCCAUAUCAGCAAUGGAUGGAGUGCCUUUCAUGAUCUCUGAGAAGUUUGCCUGCGCUUCCGAUGAUCUGCAGCAGGUGGAUCUGAUGGGCAUCACAAUCAAGUCCCUGACAGAGAUUGAGAAAGAGUACGAGUAUAGUUUCCGCACGGAGCACAGCGCAGCAGCGAGGCUGCCCCCCAGUCCCACACGGACCUCCAUGGGCUCUGAGGCCUGAGCCUCCCCCCAGUCCCACACAGAUCUGAGCCUCCCACUCCCCCCUUCCCCCUCCUCCCCUACGGAGAGACCUGAGC
Messenger RNA from Coregonus clupeaformis (lake whitefish), 1207 nucleotides. RefSeq names its product multivesicular body subunit 12Ba (gene mvb12ba). The coding region runs from base 241 to 1131 and encodes 296 amino acids. The transcript is spliced from 10 exons. Gene Ontology annotation, biological process: viral budding; virus maturation; regulation of epidermal growth factor receptor signaling pathway. Gene Ontology annotation, cellular component: late endosome; ESCRT I complex. The record is from RefSeq and is a predicted model, not a curated record. Lineage: Eukaryota; Metazoa; Chordata; Actinopteri; Salmoniformes; Salmonidae.